CUGAAGGUCUACUUAAACUCACUUACAGAUGGAGAGACCCAGCCGCUGGUUAACAGUCUAGUCAAACCGACGUGACAGCAGCACAACCAAAGCGCCGCGACUUUCCCAAGGCAUAUGUUGAGAGCUCAGGCUUUAGUGUAAUCGUAUAUUCCGGUGAGGUGAUCUGACGUACCGUUUUUUCAACGCAUCUUCCCAGUGUGAGUGUGCGCGCGUUCAGCACUUCGGCUCCAUGACGGGACUGUGUGCGCUCUGCCUGACCGCGCUGCUCGCAGCAUUCGCUAGACUGGCUGAAAGCGUCAGCCCUGUGGUCCGCUGCGAGCCAUGUGACGACGGGGCAAUGGUGCUGUGUAAACCGCUGCCCCGGGACUGCGCCGAGCCGGUAAAAGAACCGGGCUGCGGGUGCUGCAUGACUUGCCCGCUGACCGAGGGCCAGGCGUGCGGAGUGUACACAGGGCGCUGCGGUACCGGGCUGAGCUGUCAACAUCGCCCAGGGGAGAGCAAACCUCUGCAGGCUCUACUGGAGGGUCGGGGCGUGUGUGCGGACAAAAAGCACAGCGGCAAUCCGUCGCACGGACAAGAUAACCCUGAGGAGGAAGGAGAGGAACAGGUGUCCAAUGAUACCAGGACAACAGGCGCAGGGGUUGCUGAGACAGUCCAGGACACAACAAUUGUUUCCGGGGACUUACCGGGAGGGCAGAGGAAUGCAAUAAAACCCAUAGAUCAUAUGCCGCACCCCAAAGAAGUGAUUAUUAAAAAAGAUCAAAACAAGAAAAGUCAGAUCUUUAAAGGAGAACCAGUUUCCAUUGCAGUUCAUACAGAUAUUCACAACUUCAGUCUGGAGUCAAAGGGAGAAACUGAAUAUGGCCCGUGUCGUCGAAAGAUGGAGAGUGUUAUGAAGACUUUUAAGAUCUCAAAUGUGCUGAACCCAGGAGGCUUCCACAUUCCAAACUGUGACCAAAAGGGUUUCUACAAGAAAAAACAGUGCAGUCCAUCCAAAGGGCGCAAAAGAGGUUACUGCUGGUGUGUAGACAAGUACGGACAAUCCAUACCCGGCUAUGAUGGAAAGGAGAAAGUCCACUGUAUUAACAUGGAGUCAAAGUGAAGGGAAGGGAGAGGCAGAGCGAUGGAAACAGGGAGACAAAGAGGGAUAUCUCCCCUGAAGAACCACAUGAAUACAAAUUCUAAAGUGCUGUCCCAAAGCUGACCUCCUACUUGUAUGCUGAGGCAUGGACUCACGUGACCAGCAACUCACUUUACACUUCAGGAGAGUGGGGAGAAUGAGAAGAGGAGACAGAGAGAGUGUCAUGUCUUCAGUUCUGGAGUGUAUCCUGAGAGGGAAAUGUGAACAUAGUCAAAAGUUCAAGCAUAUUUUAACUCAGUAAUGGUACGCUAAGUCUGAGCAUGUGUACUCUUGUGUACGUGAGGGAUGUUCUGUACUUGUUCCUUCUCCGUUCUGCUGCAGCGUGUAUCGCUCUCUGCCAGCGGCUCUCUCUUAGUCCCACUUCCUGUUUCUGCUCUCCUGGUGUAGGGUCGUUUAAACUGGGCAUGCUCCGUGGCACUAGACGGCUCUAGCCAUCGACUCCA
Carassius carassius (crucian carp) is the source of this 1584-nucleotide messenger RNA. RefSeq names its product insulin-like growth factor binding protein 3 (gene igfbp3). Bases 230 to 1102 code for a protein of 290 amino acids. The transcript has 4 exons. The record is from RefSeq and is a predicted model, not a curated record. Gene Ontology annotation, biological process: regulation of insulin-like growth factor receptor signaling pathway. Gene Ontology annotation, molecular function: insulin-like growth factor II binding; fibronectin binding; insulin-like growth factor I binding. Gene Ontology annotation, cellular component: extracellular region. NCBI's taxonomy places the organism in Eukaryota, Metazoa, Chordata, Actinopteri, Cypriniformes, Cyprinidae.